Molecule: messenger RNA, 641 nt
Organism: Xenia sp. Carnegie-2017
Lineage: Eukaryota; Metazoa; Cnidaria; Anthozoa; Malacalcyonacea; Xeniidae
Product: SAM and SH3 domain-containing protein 1-like
Exons: 3
Coding region: 2-460 (152 amino acids)
Molecular function (GO): protein binding
Source: RefSeq, a predicted model, not a curated record
AAUGAUCGAGAAGAAACUUGAAGAAGAAGGAGUUGAUUUAUUACAAGAUCCUUAUACAAAUCAGAAUGGUAAAUGGGGUGUUCCCAUGACGCUGGUUGAUCGAUAUUCCCGCGAGUUGAAGACGACGAUGAGAGAAGUUGCCAAGGAAAUGGAUCAUAUAAGGGUGGAAAAAUUAGAUCAUGUUAAGAAAAAGGCGGUUCCAUGUGAUAUUUCCAGUCUUCGCUUCGCUGCAGAUGUUGUGGGAAAACUUAGUUCAGUGGUGGACUGGUUGACGUCACUUGGACUGCCAAUGUACAUAGAAAAUUUUCUGGAAGAAGGAUACGAUGAUAUGAGUAUUGUACCCUAUCUUUCACACGACCAUCUUCGUCAUGCAAAUAUCACAAAUACAGAUCAUAUCGCUAGACUUAUUCGAUCCCUUGAAAACAUGGCCCCAGACCCUCACUCUUACAAUGGAGAUUGACGAGGCCCCAGACCUCUCCUCUUACAAUGGAGAUUAAAGAGGCCGCAGACUUCUCCUCUUACGACGGAGGUUGAUGAGGCCCAGACCCUAGUCGUGUCGUGUACAUUAACUAGGUCAAAUGACUCAAAUCUCGCUCACGACUUGUCGAUAAUUAUUAGAAAUGAUAAUGUAUUUAUAUAUU